Messenger RNA from Ziziphus jujuba (common jujube), 4280 nucleotides. RefSeq names its product ABC transporter G family member 38. Lineage: Eukaryota; Viridiplantae; Streptophyta; Magnoliopsida; Rosales; Rhamnaceae. The transcript is spliced from 24 exons. The record is from RefSeq and is a predicted model, not a curated record. Gene Ontology annotation, cellular component: membrane. Gene Ontology annotation, molecular function: ATP hydrolysis activity; ABC-type transporter activity; ATP binding. Bases 1 to 4272 code for a protein of 1423 amino acids.
AUGGAGAUUGUACACUAUAGAACACACUCAAAUGUGCCUAGUACUAGCAGAGAAACAUCCCAACAGGCUGAUGAAGAGGCUCUCAAAUGGGCUGCUCUUGAAAGGCUUCCAACAUAUGAAAGGGCCCGGAAAGGCAUUUUGCAUGGAGUUACAGGAGAUUUGAAGGAAACUGAUCUUCAAAAGCUUGGUUUUGAAGAGAGAAAGGAAUUAUUAAACAGGUUGAUUGGAGAUGUUGAUAACAAUGAAGAGUUCUUGAACAAGCUUAAGAGCAGAAUAGACAGAGUUUCUCUGAAUUUGCCAACAAUUGAAGUUCGGUUCGAGAAUCUGAAUGUUGAUGGUGAAGCCUAUGUGGGAAGCAGAGCCCUCCCCAGUAUACCAAAUUUCUACUUCAAUCUGAUAGAGAGUGUUGCAAAUUAUCUCCAUAUCCUUCCAAGUCGAAAGAAAAAGUUCCAAGUUCUUCAUAAUGUGAAUGGAAUUGUAAAACCUGGCAGAAUGGCACUUCUCUUAGGGCCUCCAGGAUCAGGAAAGACUACAUUGCUACAAGCUUUGUCAGGGAAACUUGACUCAACACUAAAGCUCUCUGGGGAAGUUACAUACAAUGGCCAUAAGCUGAAAGAGUUUGUGCCCGAAAGAACCUCUGCUUAUAUCAGCCAAUAUGAUGUUCACCUUCCCUUAUUGACAGUUAGAGAAACUUUAGCCUUCUCUGCAAAAUGUCAAGGAGUUGGUACUGGUUAUGAGAUGCUGACUGAGCUUCUGAGAAGGGAGAAACAACUAAAUAUCAAGCCAGAUCCCUAUCUCGAUGCACUGAUGAAGGCAUCAAUCUUGACAGAGCGCAAGGAAGAGAUAGUUACAGAAUAUAUACUUAAGAUCUUGGGGCUGGAUGUCUGUGCUGAUACUAUUGUAGGGGAUAAUAUGAUAAGGGGCGUUUCGGGUGGGCAAAAGAAACGUGUUACUACAGGGGAAAUGCUUGUUGGUCCAGUAAAUGCACUUUUCAUGGACAAUAUAUCUACAGGCCUUGACAGUUCAACCACAUUUCAGAUCAUCAACUCAAUUAGGCAAUCAAUCCACAUCCUCAAUAAGACUGCUAUAAUUUCUCUUCUGCAGCCUCCCCCUGAAACUUAUGAUCUCUUCGAUGAUGUUAUUCUUCUGUCAGAAGGAUACAUUGUUUACCAAGGGCCGCGUGAACAUGUCCUUGACUUCUUUGAAUUCAUGGGAUUCAAAUGUCCUGAGACAAAAGGAGUUGCAGACUUCCUGCAGGAAGUGACAUCAAAAAAGGAUCAGAGACAGUACUGGGUGAGUCAAGAGCAGCAUUACCAUUAUAUUUCUGUGAAGGAGUUUUCAGAGGCUUUUAAGUCAUUUCAUGUGGGAAAAUCCAUCCAACAUGAGCUUGCCACCCCAUUCAACAAGUACAAAAGCCACCCUGCAGCUUUGACAAAAACCAAAUAUGGAACCAAUAAGAUUGAACUGCUGAAGGCUUGCUUAUUAAGGGAAGUUACUCUGAUGAAAAGGAGUUCUUUUUUGCACAUUCUGAAGGCAAUUCAAUUAGAAAUUAAUGCCAUCAUUAUGGCAACAGUCUAUGCACAAGCCAGGAACCAUCACAGCUCAAUAGAAGAUGGAAGAGUCUAUCUGGGUGCACUCUUCUUUGCUCUCAAUAUAAUAAUGUUUACUGGAUUUUUUGAGCUCCCAUUAACCAUUAAUAAACUUCCAAUAUUCUAUAAGCAAAGAGACCUAGGCUUAUUUCCCUCAUGGGCAUUCUCGUUGCCAGCAUCGAUCAUAGGAGUGCCUAUAUCCAUUCUUGAAGUUGCCUUUUGGGUUGCUACAACUUAUUACAUAGUAGGAUAUGAUCCAAAUUUCACAAGCUUGCUUAAACAGUUCCUUGCUUUAACUCUGAGCGGACAGAUGGCCUAUUCACUUUUCCGAUGCAUUGCAGUAAUAACAAGGGAUCAUAUCAUUUCCAAUACAUGUGGAUCCCUUGCAGUGUUGUGGGUUAUGGUUUUUGGUGGAUUCAUUUUGUCAAAAGAUUCUUUACAUAAAUGGCUCACUUGGGGUUACUAUACUUCCCCUUUGAUGUAUGCCCAAACUGCAAUUUCAACAAAUGAAUUCCUUGGUGGAGCUUGGAAACGUGUUCUUAAUGGAUCAAAAGAAUCUCUAGGAGUAGCCAUCUUGAAAUCACGCGGGGUGUUCACCAGCCCAGAUUGGUAUUGGAUUAGUGUCAUUGCAUUGAUUGUUUUCACAUUCAUAUUCAAUGGAAUCUCCAUUUUGGCGCUUGCUUAUCUUAAUCAAUAUGGGAAAUCUCAGAUGGUUUUUCAUACAGAAAAUACAUCAGAAGAGAAUAACACUAACAGAACAGAUGAGACCAAUUGUGUUGAAACACUAAAUAAUAGAGCAAAACAUAGCAGAGCUAGCUCUAAGAAGUCGUCGAAAGGUGAAAGACUUCUGGAUAGAGGAAUGAUUUUACCAUUCAAACCACUUUGCUUAACCUUUGAGAAUAUCAGAUAUUCAAUUGAUAUGCCAAAGGCAAUGAAGGCUCAAGGUGUUUCAGAUGAUAGACUGGAACUACUAAAGGGAGUGAGUGGGAUAUUCAGGCCAGGAGUACUAACAGCCCUCAUGGGUGUUAGUGGUGCUGGGAAGACCACACUUCUAGACGUGUUGGCUGGAAGAAAAAACAGUGGACACAUAGAGGGAAACAUCACCAUUUCAGGCUACCCCAAGAAGCAGGAUAGUUUUGCUCGAAUUUCUGGAUACUGUGAACAGAAUGAUAUCCACUCUCCCCUCGUAACUGUACAUGAAUCUCUUAUAUAUUCGGCAUGGCUUCGUCUACAGCCAAAUAUUGACUCAAAGGCUAGAAAGCAUUUUGUUGAGGAGGUCAUGGAUUUGAUAGAGCUUACACCAUUGAAAAAUGCAUUGGUUGGAUUCCCAAAUGUGAAUGGACUUUCUAUUGAGCAGCGUAAAAGGUUAACUAUUGCGGUGGAGCUUGUGGCAAACCCCUCAAUAAUAUUCAUGGAUGAGCCAACCUCAGGACUUGAUGCCAGGGCAGCUGCCAUUGUAAUGAAAACUGUGAGAAAUACAGUGGAUACAGGAAGAACUGUAGUAUGCACAAUUCAUCAGCCAAGUAUUGACAUUUUUGAAUCAUUUGAUGAGCUCUUCCUUUUGGCACGAGGAGGUGAAGAGAUUUAUGUAGGACCUCUAGGAAGACAAUCUUGUCAAUUAAUCGAUUAUUUUGAGAAAAUUCCUGGAAUUGGUAAAAUAAGAGAAGGCUAUAACCCAGCAGCGUGGAUGUUGGAAGUGACAACAAGAGCACAAGAACAAGUUUUAGGUGUCAAUUUUGCAGAUAUAUACAAGAAAUCAUCUCUUUGCCAGAGAAACAAAGCUUUGAUUAGGGAGUUAAAUAUGCCACCUUCGAAUUCUCAAGAUCUUCACUUUUCUUCAAAGUACUCCCAGUCCUAUCUUACUCAAUGCAAAGCCUGUCUGUGGAAACAGAACAAAUCAUAUUGGAGGAACACACCAUACAAUGCUGUUAGACUUUUGUUUAGCACCGCAAUGGCCAUAAUGUUCGGGUUCAUAUUCUGGGGUCUUGGAAGAAAAAGAAGUACAAAAGAGGAAAUUUUCAAUGCUUUGGGUGCCAUGUUUCCUUCACUCGCAUUCAUGGGAUCGCAAAGUUCUGGUUCAGUUGGACCUCUUAUCAGCACAGAACGAAUAGUUUUUUACAGAGAGAAGGCUGCUGGGAUGUACUCUGCAUUGCCUUAUGCAAUUGCACAGGUUGCAAUUGAGAUCCCAUACACAAUAGCUCAGGUUACUAUCUAUGCGGUUAUAAAUUAUGCAAUGAUUGGAUUCGAAUGGACAGCCAGCAAGUUCUUGCUGAACUUGUUCUUCACCUUUUUCACAAUACUCUAUUUUAUUUAUUUUGGUAUGAUGUUAGAAGCAGUAAGUCCUAGUCAAGAAGUUGGUGCUAUAUUGAGUGGCACCUUUAAUACAAUGUGGAAUCUCUUUGCUGGUUUCGCAAUUCCCCGGACGAGAAUUGCAGUGUGGUGGAGAUGGUAUACUUGGCUGUCCCCAGUGUCAUGGAGUUUGUACGGAGUGAUUGUUUCACAGUUUGGGGAUUUACAGACUAAGCUUGAGUCUGGAGAGACAGUGGCUGAAUAUCUGAUGGAUUACAUGGGUUACAGAUAUGAUUUUCUUUGGGUGGCUUCUUUUGCAGUAAUUGGGUUUGCUUUGCUCUUUGUUUCAGUGUUUGCUUUUGCUAUGAAAUUCUUGAACUUUCAAAAAAGAUAGGCAAAAGG